UCGUUUUUUUUUUCUUUCUUGGUUGAGAAUUGGUUGAGAAUCAAAGCCAUGGUUUCUUGAAAAGGAAGUUCAUGGAAAGUGUGCUUAAGACAGCUAACUAGGAAAUUAGGCAUCAACAAAGAUCUAGCACAAGGAAAUUAACCAUGGUCUAUAUGCUUAGGUAGUUCAAAGUCCAAGACCUUGUUUAAGAAAACUCUGAAACUUUGACCAUAAUUUUGGCGACCAAUUCACUCGUUUAGAGCCUAUCAAGAUCUUGUUUGAAAAACCACCUUCGUUUAGCCGACAUAUUCACCAAUUUUAUAGCUAAAUAGUGCAUUCUCUCUUUUAAAAAAGCAGGUACUUUCAAAAGAAGGUUUUUUUUUAUUACAUAGUCCACUCACACAGCCCACUCACAUAAGGCAUAUAUCCACUGCCUAUAAAAUCUCUUCGAACCUCAUUCAUUUGCACAUCCAAACCCUCUCUUUCUCUCUCUCUCUCUCUCUCUGUCUCUCUCUCUCUCUCUCUCUCAUAAUUUUGCUUUACUGUGAUUGAACAUGUCUGUCCAAGUGAUGAACGAGAAAACCCUUCAGGGAAUUCAUGUCUUAGGAAGGGAAAACAAUGUUCCUCCCUCCCCUAGAAGGUUGGAGGGAAAAGUAGCCAUUGUCACUGGUGGUGCUAGAGGGAUUGGAGAAGCAACAGUACGGCUUUUUUCUAAACAUGGUGCCAAAGUAAUCAUUGCUGAUGUUGAAGACACUCUUGGAAAUGCGCUUGCUAAUUCCUUAGCUCCUUCGGUUGCCUAUUUUCACUGUGAUGUUAGCUUAGAAGAAGAUGUUGAGAAUUUAAUCCAAUCCACCAUUACUCACUAUGGACAGCUUGACAUCCUUUUCAACAAUGCUGGUGUUCUUGGAAAUCAAUCCAAGGCUCACAAGAGCAUUGCAGACUUCGAUAUCGAUGAAUUCGAUCGUGUCAUGCGUGUCAAUGUGAGAGGCAUGGCACUAGGGAUUAAGCAUGCUGCACGUGUAAUGAUUCCUAGAGUAAGUGGGUGCAUUAUUUCCACAGCUAGUGUAGCUGGAGUUAUGGGAGGGCUUGGUCCACAUGCUUAUACAGCUUCAAAGCAUGCCAUUGUUGGGCUUACAAAGAAUGCAGCUUGUGAAUUAGGUCAGUAUGGGAUUAGAGUUAAUUGCAUUUCUCCAUUUGGGGUUGCCACAUCCAUGUUAAUUAAUGCAUGGAGGAGUGAUGAUGAUGAAGAAGAGGAUUGCAUGGAUUUUGGGAUGCCUCGGGAACAAGAAGUUGAGAAAAUGGAGGACUUUGUGAGAGGACUUGCCAACUUGAAAGGUCCAACCUUGAGGGCUAAAGAUAUAGCUGAAGCUGCUCUUUACCUUGCUAGUGAUGAAUCCAAAUAUGUUAGUGGUCAUAACCUUGUUGUAGAUGGUGGCAUUACCACCUCAAGAAAUUGUGUGGGCUUGUAACAAAUUCAGAAAACAGAAUUUGAAUCCACAAUUCUAAUUAGAAUUUAUGUAAACUGCUGCUAUAUUAAGAAUCACUGUUUUUCUUGUAAUAACUUUGUUUGUUUAACCUAUUGUCUAGUAUGAGUUUAAAAACAUAUUUGUUUA
Messenger RNA from Quercus robur (English oak), 1592 nucleotides. RefSeq names its product short-chain dehydrogenase reductase 2a. Gene Ontology annotation, molecular function: oxidoreductase activity, acting on the CH-OH group of donors, NAD or NADP as acceptor. The record is from RefSeq and is a predicted model, not a curated record. The coding region runs from base 534 to 1448 and encodes 304 amino acids. The transcript has 2 exons. NCBI's taxonomy places the organism in Eukaryota, Viridiplantae, Streptophyta, Magnoliopsida, Fagales, Fagaceae.